AUGGCCGCUGAGGAGUAUGGCAAGGCAACUCUCCCAGACGGGUUCAUCGGCGAAAGACAAGCACCAGCUCCAGGCCAUUCUCCAACAAUGGGGCACGGCAGUGCAGACGCUACUGGUGGGUGCAUAAGUGCCGCUCAAGAGCAGUCUGCUGAUGGCGUUCGAGCUCCUUCUGGAUUUCACCGCCUGCGGUCGCCAGUUCCCCGCGAGCUCAGAGCAGACGAGAUGGAACGCCCUUGGUCGCCAUAUCUGCCCGUUCACACAGUAGAGCUCGUUCUGCAUCACUUGAUGGGACGAGCGGAGGGACGCAGUCUACGAUGCUAUGAGCUACUGUUGGAGCGCUUUGGCGAGGGCGAAGCCGUUGGUUCGGGUCUGAAGCUGAAUCCUCCACCUCCAGUCGGAUCGAUGCCAUUUCAGAACAAGAUCUGGCAAGAAGCUUUGGCUCUGGCAAGGCCAGGAGAGACCUCACCUGCCUCUUGGACUUUCCUCAAGAGUCAAGGUUGGAACGGCGCAAAGAGGCUAGCCGAGAAGCUCAUCGUCGAUUCCCGACGUGCCAGAUCGGCUCAGUUGGAGGACAAGUCCUCUCAUUUUGAGACUGCCGUCCUCAACACGCUGCUCAGGGGCUUUCUAGACAUCUUUGCCCUCUCCACAGGCCCUAGCGUGCCCGUCUUCCUUGCGACUGCACAGCUAGAGGGAUUUCUUCGGGAAAUGGACGACCUGCAGGGACCCUCUGUAGCAGGGCUGGACAUGUUGCGCGAGCUCUUGUGCUCCCUGGGCGGUGUCCGCUGCAAGUCGCCGUUCGAUAAACAUCGAAAGGAAGCUUCCAAGUGCGCAGAGCCAUCAAUCCUUGGCCCCUCGUCUGCUGCUGCACUCCCAUACCAUGCCCGCACAAUCUCCGACGCCGAGAUCAGCCUGUCAGCCUCGUGCAUCUUCUACGCAUCGCCCUCUAGCCGGCCAUGUCAAACGCUACGGAUCGCCUCGAUGGCAGCCUACGCUUCACCAGCCAAUCAAUACGGUCAGGUACCGAACCCCGCAUCACAGCAGCAGCAGCAGCAGUCUGGCCCUUAUCAAACCAGCGCCAAUGGCCACAACGCCUAUGCCUCAACACCUAGCAGCACAUACCAUCAAGGUUACAGCCAACCUUCCGCUGGCCAGCCUUCCAAUGGUCAGCUCCACGGCCCCUACACUAUCCACCAGUCGCCUGGAAAGUACAGCCGAGUGGACAGUCAGGAGAGCUUGAGUCUCCCCUACACCCAGCCCAAUGCCCCACCCCACGCCAAGUUUGCCUCCUACGCUUCCUCCUCCUCUUCACACCAAUCGGGUCCAGGAUACUACGGCGAACGUCCGCCCAGCACUACCAAGCAGUUGAGCGAGAGUGCGCACACUCCCGCCCUAGCCGCAAGGGAGAAGUACAUUAUCCGUCGCGAAGCUGCUUUGCAGGCGGGAAUGCACUCCGAGUCUUACUCGCGCUUUUCUGAAAAAGUUUCCCCACCCGUAGUGUCAAAGAAGAGUGCGAGAAAGUGCUGGAUUAUCAUCGCUAGCGCCUUUCUCGUAGCCAUCAUCUUUGGAAUCUGCGUAGGCGUGGGUGUUUACUUUGCCCAAAAGCACGUCACCGCCGACAAUCUCGCCGUCAAGGCAGGCAGCUCCUAA
This is a messenger RNA of Microstroma glucosiphilum, 1647 nucleotides long. RefSeq lists its product as hypothetical. The record is from RefSeq and is a predicted model, not a curated record. The transcript is spliced from 8 exons. Lineage: Eukaryota; Fungi; Basidiomycota; Exobasidiomycetes; Microstromatales; Microstromataceae. Bases 1 to 1647 code for a protein of 548 amino acids.